Messenger RNA from Elaeis guineensis (African oil palm), 4434 nucleotides. Its product is annotated as SNF2 domain-containing protein CLASSY 2. Gene Ontology annotation, molecular function: ATP binding. NCBI's taxonomy places the organism in Eukaryota, Viridiplantae, Streptophyta, Magnoliopsida, Arecales, Arecaceae. The record is from RefSeq and is a predicted model, not a curated record. Gene Ontology annotation, biological process: gene silencing by siRNA-directed DNA methylation.
CUACUGCUCUUUCCCUAUGCAGCCCGUCACCUUAUAAAGAGCCGAGGAGAAGAGAAGGCAAAUCCCUCCUCUUCCCCAUCUUCUCCUCUCCUUCGUGCUCUUCGAAUCGCCAUCGCUCGCACGAUUCCUCGCCGAACGGACGUAGACGCCAAGAUCCAAGGUGCGAUUGGUUGAGGUUAAGUUUCUAUUGACAUUUCUCACGAUUAUGCUGAAAAGACCACCUUCUCGCUGCAGCCAUCCUAUUGAUGUGACUCCUUUUGAGGCAUUUUAUGAUGGGUCUUGGCAUGGAACCAAGCAUGUGAGCAUCAAGACUGGAAGUAUUUUUGUUCAAUUUAAUCAUGGAGGAUCUAUGCUAGAGGAUAAAAUCCAUGGUGAUUGUCUACGUAUGCGGUCUAGAAAAGCAAGCUCAUUUGAUUGCUCACAUUUCUUGAAGCCUGGUAUAGAUGUCUGUGUGCUUUCAGCUCUUCCAGUUGCGACGAGUUCUGAGGAAGAACUACAGACACCUUUGCUUUCAUGGCAUGAUGCCAAAAUUAUCUCAAUCAAAAAAGCUCCUCAUGUCAAUCGAUGUGCCUGCUUAUUUUCUGUGGCCUAUUGCAAGAGCAAUUCCCCAACCAGCAUGAAAAGGAGCACAAAUGAAAGAAUGGCUGAGGUAGUUACAAUUGAUAAUAUCACCAUACUUCAAAAGCUAAAAAAUGAGCCUUGUGAAAAUGGAUUCUACCAAUGGAAUUCUACUGAGGAUUGUAUCUCUUCCAGUAAAAGUAAACUUCUCAGUGAUGCAUUUUCUUCUGAAAUUUCAUGGUUGCUUGUAUUAUCUACAUUGAAAAGAAUGGAUUUUGACUUGAGGUUGAUGCAGAACAGGAUAGUUUACUAUAUUCUUUACAGUGAUGGAAAAUCCAGUAUAACUGAUGUUCAAUCAGAUGGUGAUAGUGAUGUAGUGUCUCCAAGCUCUGAUAAGAGCAUAAAGGUCAUGUGUUUUCAAAGAUUAAAUGAAUAUCUGCAACCUAAGGUUGAAACUUUUGUCUUGGGGACUCAUAAGGAAAUGCCUGUUCCAGAGAGAACCACUGAGAUGGACACAAAUGAUAGUGAUGCAGACAAUGAUCCAGAUGUUGAGAUUUUAUAUGAUCACAUGAAUUUGAGGCAUUCUAAACGUCGCAAGACACAGCCAGAUCGAUUUAGUAGUUAUUGUUCACCAAAUUUUGAUCGUUGCUCUAUCAGAAAUGUGACAUGUGAAAUGAACAGAAUGGAACAAGAUGAAACACCAACUCCUAAUUCUUCAAGAUCUGGUUUGUCAGCAGAAGAAGAACCAACUGCUGCAACCAUGCAGCAAAUGAACAUAUAUGAGGGGAAGAGUAUGAAACUUCAUUUGCAUCAUUCUCUAGUCCAAAAUAAAAUGAAACCGAAAGACUUAUGCAAGAGAGUUCAAGGAGGAAUUGUCUCCUCAUUAUCUAAUAAAUUUGAUCAUCUCUCUUCCCAGUCAUAUCAGAAAAAGGGCUCAAACAGAAAGAAAUUACUAAGUGCAGCUGAGUGCAAACAUUUGAUUGAAAAGUGCAUAGGGAACAUCAAAUGUGAAACUGAAAGAAACAUUGAGCCUGUUGUUCAGUGGCUAACACAAAAAACAACGAACUUCCCAGAAGAGCCACCAUAUUUUAGGUGGACACCAUCAGUCGAUACUCAACUUGAGAAUGAAGAGCAUGAAGACUUGUGGAAAGAAAUGGAACAAUCAUUAACCACACUUGCCCUUCUUGAACAAAACAAGGUAUUGGACUCGAAAUUUCUUGAUGGCUCCACAGACAGUUCAAUGAGAGAUCCAGAGCAGCUAGAGUGCCAUCAUGAUUACACGCUGAAGGAGGAUAUUGGAGUUAUUUGUCGGCUAUGCAACUUUAUAUGCACUGAAAUAAGAUAUGUUUCACCACCAUUUGGUGAUUAUUCAGUUGCUUGGAAAGAGAAAUUUGGUGUAAAAAAACUGGGCAUCAUGGGGCUAUACGAUUUGGAAUCAGAUCCUUUAGGUGAGGCUAUUUCCUCAUGGGACAUUUCAUUGUCAGAAGGGUGUGACGAUAUAUGGACUUUAAUACCAGAUUUUAAGUCAAAAUUACAUGCUCACCAGAAGAGAGCUUUUGAAUUUAUAUGGAGGAACAUUGCUGGAUCUUUGAAGCCAGAAGAGAUGAAUCAUCAGUCAGGCAAUACUGGUGGCUGUGUGAUCUCCCAUUCUCCUGGGUCAGGAAAAACGCUACUCAUAAUUUCAUUUCUUGUCAGCUACUUGAAGCUGUUUCCUCGAAGCCGACCUCUAGUGCUUGCUCCCAAGACUGCAGUUCAUACCUGGUGCAGAGAGUUUCAGAAAUGGGAGGUUCCAAUUCCCCUAUACCUGAUUCAUCGGGAACAAGGCUAUGGGAAAGAAUUGUCAGCCAGCAAAAUUAGAAUGUUUUCUAUAGAUGCUCGCAGGCCAAACAGAAAAAUGAUGCACAUUAUGAGUUGUGUUGAAAAGUUAAGGAUGUGGCACGAAGAACCGAGCAUUCUUCUUAUGAAUUACUCAUCUUUUUUUUCCAUGGCAAAAGAAGAUUCAAAUCUUGAAUAUAGGAGGUUCAUGGCAGGCAUAUUGCAGAAAAGCCCAGGGCUUUUGAUUCUAGAUGAAGGUCACAACCCAAGAAGCACAAAUUCCAAGUUGAGAAAGCUUCUGAUGAAAGUGAAGACUGAAUAUAGAAUUCUUCUAUCUGGAACAUUAUUUCAAAACAACUUUGAAGAAUAUUUCAACACCCUAUCUUUAGCAAGACCUCGCUUUAUUCAUGAUGCUAUAAGUGAAUUGGAUCCAUAUAUGGUCAAUAUUUUCCAUAGCAGAAAGCACAAGCGAGAAAAGAAAAAAAAUCGUAAAGAGAGAUUAGCUAGAAAACUUUUUGUAGAAAAAGUUGGCCAAAAAAUUGAGUCAAGUGAAGAAGAUGAUAGAAAGCAAGGUUUAGAUUUGUUAAACAGAAUCACGAGUGGAUUUGUUGAUGUUCAUGAAGGUGAAAUAUUAAAUAGGCUUCCUGGGUUGCAAAUCUACACUCUCCUGUUGUCAUCAACAGAUCUCCAGCGACAAAUCUUGACGAAACUACAAAACUCAGUGACACAUAAAAGGUGCCCACUUGAGCUGGAGUCACUAGUCACGGUUGGUUCUAUCCACCCAUGGCUGAUAAAAACAAUAGCAGGUGUAGAUAAUUAUUUCAGUGUAGAUGAGUUAAAGAAUGUUGAUGCAUUGAAAGAAAACUACAUGUGUGGUCCUAAAGUUAAGUUUGUAAUAGAUCUUGUGCACAAAUCCACUAGCAAAGGGGAGCGAGUUCUGAUUUUCUGUCACAAUAUCUCUCCGAUGAACCUGCUCGUACAGUAUUUUGAGCUAGUUUUUGGAUGGCAUAGGGAAGAAGAAGUCUUGGUGCUUCAAGGUGAUCAGGAGCUGUCUAUGCGUGCAAAAAUCAUGGAUAAGUUCAAUGGAGAUGUCAAGGGAAAAAGCAAGGUUUUGCUUGCAUCAACCACUGCUUGUGCUGAAGGCAUCAGUUUGACAGCAGCAUCAAGGUUGGUUAUGUUGGACUCAGAGUGGAAUCACUCAAAGACAAGGCAAGCAAUUGCUCGAGCAUUCAGGCCAGGUCAGGAGAGAGUGGUGUACGUUUAUCUGCUAUUGGCAUCAGGGACAUGGGAAGAGGGCAAGUAUGAAAGCAAUGCACGGAAGGCCUGGAUGUCAAAGAUGAUUUUCAUUGGCCAGUACAUUGAGCACGGUUCUUCUAGGCAGGCUGAUGAUAUUGAUGAUGAACUGCUGAGGGAGCUGGUGGAGGAAGAUCAGAGAAAGACAUUCCAGAUGAUAAAGAAACAUGAUUAAUUUCUUGAAUGUUUUCAGACUGAGGCUUGUGAAACUUGAUAUAAGUUUUGUCUCUAGUUGUGGGAAUAUCACCUUAUCAUUUUUCACCUGGGAAGUACAGUGAUGGAAAAGUUGUACUGCAAGUUGAAUAACAGUUCUUGCUGUUUCAAUCUGUAAAGCUCACUUUUUAAUUUUAUAUUAUUGUGGAAAUAUCUUACUAAACUCUACACUGGUAGAAGUAGGCAUGAAGGACCAACGACGUGUUACAAAGAGGAGAACAACUGGUUAUCUUGCAGAAUAAACAGGUGCAAUGGAAUGAGGAAACCUGUUUGGCAACAACUCCAUGGUUUUAUAUUCUUCGCUGGGUACAGAUUUGGACUUGGACAUAUUUCAUGAAUUCAAUGGCGGGAUGUUAAGUGCUAGCUGAACAAUUGAUUUUUAUGUUUGAUACCAGUUUUUUCUUGACGGUUUAUACUUGUGAUGAAUUUUAGGUUUUGAUAGAUCACAAUCUUUAAAUUUUGGGUUAAUUUAAUAUGUUGGCAGUAUCCUAAAAAUUAUUGAUGUAUCAAAUGAUGCUUUUCUUUUCCCCAUGUUAAUCCAAACUUUUUAGUUGA